This is a messenger RNA of Aspergillus homomorphus CBS 101889, 1461 nucleotides long. Its product is annotated as putative MFS transporter. The record is from RefSeq and is a predicted model, not a curated record. The coding region runs from base 1 to 1461 and encodes 486 amino acids. Lineage: Eukaryota; Fungi; Ascomycota; Eurotiomycetes; Eurotiales; Aspergillaceae. The transcript has 3 exons. Gene Ontology annotation, biological process: transmembrane transport. Gene Ontology annotation, molecular function: transmembrane transporter activity.
AUGGGUCCCUCAGAAGGAAAAGUCGUCGUUGAGACGGACCAGGAAAGCAACUAUCCCAGCCUGGUCAAAUUCGACGGACCCGAUGACCCAGACCUGCCAUUGAAUUGGUCCUUCGCCUGGAAAGUCUGGGUGACCACGGUGGUGGCUGUUCUCAAUCUCAUCGGGACGAUCGCCAGCAGUAUCUUCCAGACAGGAAGUAAAACGUUCAUGCAAGAGUUCCAUAUCGGUCAAGAGGUCGCCGUGCUGGGCACGACUUUCUUCCUGGUGGGCUACAUCUUCGGCUUCCUCACGUUCGGCCCUCUGUCCGAGCGUUUCGGGCGCAAAUGGCCAAUGCUAGUGGGCAUCACGCUUUCCUCGCUGUUCGACCUGAUGCCUGCGCUAGGCCACAACCUGCCCACGAUCCUGCUCGGCCGCUUCUUCGGUGGUCUCUUCGGCGUUGCGCCCGUCGCCAUCUUCGGGGGAGUGAUAAGCGACUGCUGGCCGGUAGCGCAGCGCGGCGUCGCCAUGGCGCUGGCCGUCUCCCUGGUCUUCUCAGGCCCGACCUACGGCCCGGUCUUCGGCGGAUUAAUCAUGGGCUCCCCGUCGCUAAACUGGCGCUGGAACAUGUGGGUGGUGAUCAUCGUCGGGCUGGGCGCUACGCUCAUAUGUGUGGUAGCCUACCCGGAGACAUACCCGCCCGUUCUCCUGCGCCAGAAGGCGCGCGCCCUGCGACGCAAGACCGGGAAUUCAAACCUGGCGACUGAGUCCGACAAGGAAGGGUUGAGCAUGGAGGAGAUCAGACGCAAAUAUCUGAUCCGGCCGUUCUGGCUGAUAACAACGCAACCAAUCCUCGCCCUCCUAACUCUGUAUCAAUCCUUCGUCUACGGCGUCCUCUUCCUCUUCUACCAAACCUACCCGGUGGCCUUCGGCGAAGACCGCGGCUGGAGCAUAACCCUCCGGUACCUGCCGCUCCUCGGCAUAAUCACCGGCGUAUUCGUCGGAGCCGCCGGAAUCGUCCUGCACAACCAGUUGUAUCUCCGACACUACUGCCACGCGCCAGACGGGAGCUUCAUCCCAGAGAGCCGACUGCCGCCGAUGAUCGUGGGCGGGCUGCUCGUGCCGGCGGGCAUGUUCUGGUUUGCGUGGACGGCCGCCGCGCCGAAUAUCGCGUGGCCGGCGCCUGUGUGUGCCGGUCUGUUGAUUGGAGCAGGCAUGUAUCUGCUUUUUAUUCAGGGGUUCAAUUAUAUUGUGGAUUGUUAUACUAGUAUGGCCAAUAGUGCGAUGGGGGUUAAUGGGGCGAUGCGCAGUGUGUUUGGGGCUGUGUUCCCGCUGUUUGCGAGUCAGAUGGUUCAUGGGCUUGGGGUUGCCAAGACGGUUUCCCUGCUUGGUGCGUUGAGUGCCGCGCUGGUGCCAGUCCCCGUUUGUUUUUGGUAUUGGGGGAGUAGGAUUCGGGCUUGGUCUUCUGCUAAGGUUUUGCCUUAG